AUGCCGACCUCGAUCCUUCCCCUACCCUCGUCGUCCGGCAUCCUCGUUCACGGUGGCUUCUGGGACCUCCUCGCCGCGACCGGGUCGCGCUUCUACAGCCCCUCGAGGCUCGAGAUCGGCGUCAUGAACGGCGCGGGCACGCCCUCGACACCCGCCAUGGUCGUUCAAAACCCGUUCGCGCGCGAGAUGGGUGCGGCGGCGGGCCCUGCGCGCACUGCGAGGCAGAAGAAGCGGGUCAGCGUCGACAUGAUCAGCCGGCCGAGGGACUUUGCGCACACGGUACACGCCUCGGACGCCGACCAGGCGGCGGCGCUCCUCGGGCGGUGGCAGAGAGACGGGCAGGGCAAAGUUGGAGACUCGUCUUGGGUCAAGCCGAUCAAGGACGCGGUCCGUGCCUCGCACCGGGCGGUCGGCGUCGCCGAGGCCUACUACGCUCGCGACGCUCCUCCUCGGCCGCUCAAGGUCGUGAACGGUCUUCCAGAGUCGGCGACGAGUAGCGCGACGUCGAGCCGCACCGCCGGCGAGCGCGACCUGAGCUUCUCGAGCGACGUCGCCGUCGAGGACGACCACGGCGUCGGCCCAGCCGUCGUAUCGCCGUCGCCCUUCAUGCCCCUGCACGAGAACCCGUCCUGUGCCUCGAUCGUGGCACGCUCGACUCCCGUCAGCCCUGUCGCCGAGCAAGCGCCGGCGUCCUUCCAGGCCACUGUCCGCUUCAAGCCCGACGCGAGUGCUCGACCCGGCGCGCCCUUCUCGUUCGACCAGCUCCCGCCCGUCGCCUCGCCUUCUGCCUACGGCAACGACAUCGACCCGCUCUCGCGCCCCGACUUUGUCCCGUCGCUCGCCACCAUCGAGCGCGCCGUGGCCUGCAAGACGUUCCUCGAGGUCAAGUACCACGCCCUCCUCAAGGAGAAGCCGACUCGCGAGGCGCGCAAGGCGCUCAUCGAGCGCGAGCUCGCCCGCCUGCACCUGUCGGACGCCGAGCGCGUGCGAGUGCGCGACGCGUGGAUCCUGAGCGAGAGCGAGGCCCUGCGCGAGACGCGCCGGCGAGUCGGCGUCGCCUCCUUUGUCAAGUUGAAGACGAUCGGUCACGGCGCGUUCGGCGUCGUCAGCCUGGUGAGGGAGCGCGGGACGGGCGAGCUUUACGCCCUCAAGCAGAUCCGCAAGGCCGACAUGCUCAAGAAGGGCCAGGAGGGCCAUAUUCGGGCCGAGCGUGACCUUCACGCGACGGCGUCGACGAGCACGCGUUGGACCGUCAAGCUUCACUACUCGUUCCAGGACGCCGACCACCUGUACUUGGCGAUGGACUACAUGGCGGGCGGCGACCUUCUGAGCCUGUUGAUCGAGAAGGACACUCACGAGUCGCUCGGCGCCAUUCAUCGCGACAUCAAGCCCGACAACUUCCUCUUGGGCGCCGACGGUCACCUCUGCCUGUCCGACUUUGGCCUCGCCCAGGACUUCAAGUGGUCGCAUGACGGCUCGUACUACGACCAGCACCGGCGCGAGCUCCUCUGGCGCUACGACCUCGAGGACUCGGGCCGAGUCGACCCGACUGCGAGCCGGAGGAGCUUCGACCCGCCUCGCUCGGAGCAGCCGGGCGAGGAGGGGCCGCCGGGCUCGGUCCUGAUCUGGCGCGACCUCGGCAGGCGGCAGCAGGCCUACUCGGUCGUCGUUCGCGCUCAAGGCUACGGCGUCGCGUCAGAUUGGUGGUCACUCGGCAUCAUCGCCUUCGAGAUGCUCUUUGGCUACCCGCCGUUCGUCAGCAAAUCUCGCCAGGAAACGCGCAACAAGAUCCUGUCGUGGCGCAAGUCGUUGCGCUUCCCCGCCAAGCCUCGAGUCUCUCGAGAGGCCGUCGACUUCCUCUCGCGCCUCAUCUGCGAGCCGGAAGAGCGCCUCGGCUCGCGCACGUCUGGCGCCGGCGGCCGGCGCCCCAACUCGGUCAUGGUCCAGCAGCGCUCGGGCUUCCUCGCCGGCGCAGUAGCAGAGCCGACUGGUCCCGCCAACGACGGCGUCGACGAGCUGCUCAACCACCCGUGGCUGCGCGGGCUCGACUUUUCGACCCUGCACCUUAAGACGCCGCCGUUCGUCCCACAGCUCAACGGCGACCCGGCCUCGACCAAGUACUUCGACGACGACAUCGCCGACGAACCUCUUCCGCCUCCCGAGAUCGCCCCCGGCGUCCCCGCUCCCGCCACGACGCGCGACCCGCUCCUCAAGCACCCCGAGCACGGCGAGGACCUCCUCAAGCUGCGCAAGGAGCUCGCGUUUGCCGGCUGGACCUUCAAGAAGCCGAAGCGGCUCGUCUACGACCCGCGCAAGGGUAUCGACCCGGGCGUGUUCGGCAGAGCCGGCGGCGAGAGGGGAAGGUCGAGCUUGCGACCGACCGGGGCAGGGUCGUCCUUCAUGCGCUCACUCUCGAUCUAG
Rhodotorula graminis WP1 is the source of this 2421-nucleotide messenger RNA. RefSeq lists its product as uncharacterized. Gene Ontology annotation, molecular function: ATP binding; protein serine/threonine kinase activity. Gene Ontology annotation, biological process: peptidyl-serine phosphorylation; intracellular signal transduction. The transcript is spliced from 10 exons. The record is from RefSeq and is a predicted model, not a curated record. Bases 1 to 2421 code for a protein of 806 amino acids. Lineage: Eukaryota; Fungi; Basidiomycota; Microbotryomycetes; Sporidiobolales; Sporidiobolaceae.